This is a messenger RNA of Papaver somniferum (opium poppy), 1987 nucleotides long. RefSeq names its product protein EMSY-LIKE 3-like. Gene Ontology annotation, biological process: defense response to fungus. The record is from RefSeq and is a predicted model, not a curated record. NCBI's taxonomy places the organism in Eukaryota, Viridiplantae, Streptophyta, Magnoliopsida, Ranunculales, Papaveraceae. The transcript has 10 exons. Bases 296 to 1756 code for a protein of 486 amino acids. Gene Ontology annotation, cellular component: nucleus.
UUCUAAAUCUCGUUUCGCUUUUCGUUUUGGAUUUCGCUUUGUUUGUGUCGGUUCACUUUUGGCUGGCUAUCAGCCCUAAUUUCAUUUUUCAAUAGUAGGUGCUACUUACUUACUCAUUUCCACCAGAAGAAGAAGAAGAAUAGGUUUCAUCUCGAAACCCUAAUUUUAGAUUUAUUAUAUCAAUUUUGGGAAAGAAUAUCAACAAAUGAUAAAGCUCUCGUGAUUUACUCAUCGUGGUUUCAGCUGAAGAAUUUCCUUUUCCAGUAUACUCUAGGUAUUCUUAAAUCUGGCUAUUAUGGACUAUGGUCUCUCCGACAGCAGUGGCACUGGGGAUGAUCUUCCUCCGAAUAAUCAAAAUCGAGGUAGAAGAGUUGGUCGGGUGGCUGGCAAUGGCAGAUCUUCUAUAGCUGGUUCUGCUCCACACCCUAGAUUUUACAACGACAUGGAGGCUCAAAUCCACCAUCUUGAGCAAGAUGCGUACAUCUCAAUUCUGAGGGCUUUUAAAGUGCAAUCUGAUGCCAUUUCUUGGGAAAAAGAAAGUUUAAUGACAGAACUUAGAAGAGAGUUGAGAGUAUCGGAUGAAGAACACAGGGAACUUCUAGGAAGGGUCAAUGCAGAUGACAUCGUUAUCAGGAUAAGGGAAUGGAGAAAAGCAGGACAUCAGCCUGGUAUGCUCACAACUGCUCAACCUACUCAUGAUGCAAUAGUCGCAACAUUCCGCAAGAAGCAAAAGAUAUCAAACUCAGUGCCUUCUCUAUCAUUGAAUCCACACAUGUUGGCUGCAUCGAUGCAGCCAACGUUAACCUCUGGAAAACGAGGUGUUGCGGUAGGAGCUAGGGGCAAGAAGCCUAAAUCAGGUCAGCCGUUACCUGGUGUAUCCUUAGUUAAGCCUGUGCAGUAUCCUUUAACUGGUCCAGCUGGAAGGGGAUUCCGUCCUAAUCGGGGUCUUUCUGGUGCACUUGUGACAAAUGGACGCGUGGGAGCUGGAAGUUCUGAUCCAUACAUUGGGCGGAAGGUGAUGACAAGGUGGCCUGAGGAUAACAACUUCUAUGAAGCUGUUAUAACUGAUUAUGAUCCUAUACAGGGCUUACAUGCUCUCGUGUAUGAUAUGCAUACAAAUGAUGAGGCAUUUGAAUGGGUUAAUCUCAAUGAGAUUUCCCCCGAAGACAUUAGGUGGGAGGGCGAGAACAUGGGAAUAUCUCGAAAAGGUGGUCGUGGAAUGAAGAAGUCCAUGGACCAUGAUGGUGUUGUGCCAUGGGAAGGGAGAGAGGACAGGAUUCAACCGGAGAAGGACCUUCUACCCUUACAAAAUACAAAUGGAAAGAAGAAUAUGGAUGAUAUUGAGAUGAUUCUCACAGAAACAGUAGUUAAGGAGGUGGAAAAGGUUUUCCUUUUGAGUCGCCCUGAUCCUCUUGAGAUUGAGAAGGCAAUGACGAUGCUGAAAAACCAAGAGAAAACAUUAAUUGAUACACUUGCAAGGAUUGCAGAUGCUUCUGAUGGGGAAAGUGAUGAUGGCAAACAGGCAAAUACUCAUGGGCCACCAAUGGGGAGGGAUCUGGUGUUGCCAAACAAACAACAUGAUAUCAGUGAAAAUGGGAUGGUGACUGAAGGAGAAGGCCGUGGUAUUUGUGAUAAUGGACAUACUCUAGGUACAAGAAAUGAGAUGAUGACUGAGAGUGGUGAACAAGGAUUUGAGGUUAGAGUGGCAGCUUCAAAUAAUGAUGAGGAUGAUGAGAUGGUCAUCGUUGACGUCUAACGCUGUAAUCUAAUUUGUCAUGCUCCUUGAAUCCUUUCAAAUGUAAGUUUAAUUUAACUAAUCCGUGAGCUGGCAGUGACCGGACCAGAAAGUUUCCGAGUAAAACUAGUUCUUAACUUGAUGUAAAGUAAUUUAGCACCCAAGACGUUUUGAUCUUAUUCUUGUACAGAUGAGUUACGAAACUAGUCCUUCUGUAUCUUAAUGUUUUCCAGUGUUCACUCUGUUGUUGUC